ACGCUGGUUCGAGUCCGGCAGGUCAGCAACCCCCGACCAAAUCAGCCAGUCACCUUCUUCCCCUUCCUCACCAAUUUUUUAUGCCUCCUCCGCCUGCAACUUGCAACCCUCAAAGCCCCCAUUCCAAUCCCUUAUACUAAAAUAUUAUUGCCAAGUAUAGAAAUUGCAUCCGCAUUCUUGCCUUUACCCUUCCCAGUCCUCACCCAUCCGCUCCUUUGUCAACACUUUCACCGCCGCGGCCUCUGUCCAGUCACUGCCUCCCGGUCUUUCUCGGUCUAUGUUUGGGAGCCUUAUUUGGAUCGUGAAAAGCACACAACAUUUAUGGGGCAUGACCAUAUGUCUCGUAUAAAGAUGCAUAUGGCAGAAGAUUCUCUUGGUGACAAGAAAUGUUGCCAGGAACCUGGGUGCAACGAGGUUGAUGAUGGAGGGCUAGUGUACUGCAAAAUUCAUAGCGGAGGGCUGCCAUGCCAACAGCUUAGUCACCUCCAGAGUGUACAGGAGAGCUCAGGUUUAUUCGUGCUCCCUGUGAAAGGCAGCCAGUUUAACGAACCUGUUUCCAGUACAGUGACAUGCUCUGAGCAAGAGGAUGUCAAGUAUGAAGGGGAUGAUCGAUGUAAACUAAAGGAUUGUUCUGGGAACACUCAGGGUGAGACUGCACAAUAUGUCUUCCGUGGGGCAGGCAUGCUUUGCAAGCAAGAAAACUGCAGCAAGCAGACACAGGAUAACACAAUCUACUGUAAGUUACAUUGUGGUGUUAGCAAGGGCUGCAUGGUACGGGGCUGUCCAAGAGGUGCACAUGGAGGUACACCGUUAUGCAUUGGUCAUGGAGGAGGGAAGCGGUGUGUUAUCCCUGGAUGCCCAAAUGCAGCAUGUGGCCAAGGUUGUAGUGACCGCUGCGUGAGGCAUGGUGGUGGCAAGAGAUGCAAAUUUGAAGGGUGUGCGAAGGGUGCACAAGGGAACACAGAUUACUGCAUCAGGCAUGGUGGGGGAAGGCGGUGCAAAUCCGAAGGAUGUACAAAGAGUGCGCAAGGACGGACAUAUUUCUGCAUUAAGCAUGGUGGGGGCAGUCGGUGCAAGUUCCAAGGAUGCAGUACAAGCGCGAAAUGGGGGACAGAUUUCUGCUCUGUCCACAGGAAGAGUUUGUUUAUUGGUGACAAUGCUAUACCUGAAGCUCUGCCUGCCUCUAAAGAAAAGCGACGCCGGGCCAAGAAACCUAAGAAGGCAGACAAACCAUCUGAGCUCUCCCAGGGGAAUGUCACCACAUCAGCUAUUGCUGGAAGCAGCACACAACAAAUGGGCGUCGUCCUCUGCAAAGCAACCAUGGUUCCGAACCAUGCAGUGCUAAUCAAGGGUGUGACAAUGACGGGGCAAGCUGCAAUUGCUCCCCCACAGAUAGUGGCUCCACUGUCCAUGAAAUCUCCAACACCAUCUGGACCCUUGGUUUCAGCGGAUAGGGUGGCAGGGGCAAGCAAGGUUAUGCUUGGUCUGUAGAAAGAUGGUGGUGGUGCAUAGGGAUUGCAGACGCCUUACCCAACUAGUCCUCUGAUUAUUAUUCUCAACUGAAAAAUGUCGAAACAUUAGGAGAGUUCGUAUUAACUUGUUCUUGCUGUCAACUAACUUUAGUCAUGUCUUGUGUUUUUCCC
Messenger RNA from Phragmites australis (common reed), 1643 nucleotides. Its product is annotated as probable WRKY transcription factor 19. The coding region runs from base 322 to 1491 and encodes 389 amino acids. The transcript has 5 exons. NCBI's taxonomy places the organism in Eukaryota, Viridiplantae, Streptophyta, Magnoliopsida, Poales, Poaceae. The record is from RefSeq and is a predicted model, not a curated record.